Messenger RNA from Staurois parvus, 346 nucleotides. Lineage: Eukaryota; Metazoa; Chordata; Amphibia; Anura; Ranidae. The record is from the annotation of a GenBank genome assembly.
UCAUGCUGCUGCCCAGGUCCAGAGUCUCUCAUGGGUCCCUGUACGGCCUCCCAUUGCUGCUGUCUCCAUCGCCACACUCUGCCAUGUGCCACUUUCAGGUCUCCUCACACUGCUGGUGUGUUCCAUUUUUUGACAUAGGGUGCUGGCAGAUUACGGGCCUCCCAUAGCUGCUGCCAGGCCCCUAAUCUGCCAUGGGCCCCUAUACCGCCUCCUCAUGCUGCUGCCAGGUCCAGAGUCUGUCAUGGGUCCCUGUACGGCCUCCCAUUGCUGCUGUCUCCAUCGCCACACUCUGCCAUGUGCCACUUUCAGGUCUCCUCACACUGCUGGGUGUGUUCAAUUUUUUGAC